Messenger RNA from Gasterosteus aculeatus aculeatus (three-spined stickleback), 4884 nucleotides. RefSeq names its product G protein-coupled receptor 12 (gene gpr12). Gene Ontology annotation, molecular function: G protein-coupled receptor activity. Gene Ontology annotation, biological process: G protein-coupled receptor signaling pathway. The record is from RefSeq and is a predicted model, not a curated record. Gene Ontology annotation, cellular component: membrane. Lineage: Eukaryota; Metazoa; Chordata; Actinopteri; Perciformes; Gasterosteidae.
GUCCCCCAUCAGUUACUCCUCGAGGCAGUGCGGGGGGGAGGGGGGGGGCGCAUUCAGACGCACGCAUUGGGGUCGCUGUUAAUAGCACAGACGGGACCCAGAAUAGCAGGGCGUCGCAGGAGGAAAGAGCCUCCGUAUCGGAAACAAAACAGCUGAAGCUGCACCUCAAUGCGUUGUUCAUUUCUUUGUCGCGACACACAAACGGGCCCUUAAUGCUCAGAAGAAAGCGCGUUGUGCUGAUGCAACAAGGGGCCACAGGUACCCGAAGCCUCCACACGCCGUGGCUCCUUUUGCAGGGUUCACCGGCUCUGUGGUGAUCUGACCCGCGGGACUCCUCCUUCAUCAUCCUCGACACCUCCUUCCUCCUCUUCCUCCGCUGCUCUCUGCACAGCCGCAGUCCACGGCGAUGCGCCGUUAACGGAGGAGCCGCUCCGCGCUCUUUUCUCACUCUUCCAUCACCCACCGGAGGAACCGGCAUCCCGGCACCCCUCACUUCCCGGCACCCCUCACCCCUCUCCGGGCUGCGCCGCAGCAUCCUCAUCGGUGACAUGGCGAUACAAGGCUGCCACUUGUCCAUCUAGACGGUCUCACUCCACAGACUCAAGACGGGGGCUACGAUGAGUGAAGGGCCACCGGUCACCUCCAGCUGGCUGACCGCCGACCCCACCGCUUGGGCCAGCGGGGGACCGAUGGACAACAGCACCGGCCCGGGGACUUCCCCGCCGGACUCCUUCCACCCCGGCCGGAUGCCCCUGUUGAUCAACCCCUGGGACAUCGUGCUGUGCACAUCUGGGACUCUGAUAGCCUGCGAGAACGCCCUGGUGGUGCUGGUGAUCUGGCAGAACCCGGCGCUCCGGGCUCCCAUGUUCCUGCUGAUCGGCAGCCUGGCGCUGGCCGACCUGCUGGCCGGCCUGGGCUUGGUGCUCCACUUCACCUGUGCCUACUUGCUCCACUCCGAAUCGGCCCAGUUGCUGACCGUGGGCCUGGUGGUGGCCUCUUUCUCCGCCUCCGUCUUCAGCCUGCUGGCCAUCACCAUCGACCGCUACCUGUCGCUGUACUACGCCCUCACCUACAACUCUGAGCGGACGGCGGUCUUCACCUACACCAUGCUGGUGCUUCUGUGGGGCCUCUCGCUGUGUCUGGGCCUGCUGCCGGUCACGGGAGUCAACUGCCUGGCGGAGGAGGCCGCGUGCAGCGUGGUGCGCCCGCUGACCAAGAACAACAUCGCCGUGCUGUCCGUUUCCUUCCUGCUGCUCUUCGGCCUCAUGCUGCAGCUCUACGUCCAGAUCUGCAAGAUCGUGAUGCGCCACGCUCACCAGAUCGCCCUGCAGCACCACUUCCUGGCCGCCACGCCCCACUACGUCACCACGCGGAAGGGCGUGUCCACGUUGGCGAUCAUCCUGGGCACUUUCGCCGCCUGCUGGAUGCCCUUCACCGUCUACUCCCUCAUCGCUGACUACACCUACCCGCCCCUUUACACCUACGCCACCCUGGUACCCGCCACCUACAACUCCAUCAUCAACCCGGUCAUCUACGCCUUCAGGAACCAGGAGAUCCAGAAGGCGCUGUGGCUGGUGUGCUGCGGAUGCAUUCCCGCCAGCGUGGCCCAGCGCGCACGGACCCCUAGUGACGUCUGACCGGACGGACCCAGGUGGGAAGAGAGAGGCGGCGUGGGUCAGCUCUGCUCCUCGCCGGGUCUGAGUAGUGCCAAAAGGUUCGGGGGACGGGAGUGAGGCGUAGAGGGGGUGUGGUUUUUCAGGUGAAGAUGUCACAGCCAGGAGGGGAGGGGGAGGGGGCAGCCCACCUGGAUGGCUGGCAGUCGCCCCCCCCCCCCCCCGCUUUCCUCCACCCCCACCACCAUCCUUUGUUUCGCGUACACAAUGAGCCAAGGUGUCUCACUGUCUUCCCAAGGCCAAUGGGCGGGCAGCAUCACCCCCACCCCCACCCCCAAUUCAGACGGUGCCACGCCCUUCCCCUGCCACGGGCAGCAGCUGUCUAUACCCCUUCUGCCCUUCUGUGCAUUUAGUUUACGGCACUGGAACUUUGGGAGGGAUGGGCCAUUUGUGCGCGCCUGCGUAAAAGCGCGCAGGUCCUCUACGGAGUGUGUGCGGGGCGCGGAGGGGAGCAAUGAACGGUACGAUUCACGUACAUUCGUGUCUGGAGCAGCACCCCGGCGCGCUGCUGCUGCUGCUGCUGCUGCUGCGCUCGGAACGUGCGUCGAAAGCUAAACGGCCGCGGAGAGCUAAAAAUAGAUGCGAUCUCUGUGAUCCGCGUCCUCUGUGGACGCCGGGGAAGAAAUCAAGCCGCUUCGUCUUCCCUUCAGCUCUCCAAAAUGCGUCUUGUUUUCUCUCUGGAUUUGUGCGUGAUUUGUGUUUUAGGUCACCUCGCAAGUUUGGAGGCGCCUGCUUUUGUUAUUAACGUGUCGAACCGAGUAGAAGCUCAUCACAGUGAUGCAGAUUGCUUUUUGAAUGUCUUGAAUUUGUUAUGUGUAAUCAUAAUUUAAUAAAGCCCCAAUCAUUUGAACAAUACUUUGAAUUAUACGGUAGGCGUACUUAACAAUAAAAAUCACAUAAUGGUAAAUGUAGGAUAUUAAGUUAUAAAAUAUGAUGAGAAUACUACAGACCUUGGAGGCAAAAGUCCAACCAACCAGAACACAUUGGUUUAUUGUAGAUGGAAAUCUGCUAAAUUUUAAUGCAUCUCCCUUUAUUCAAACCACAUAUCUGAAAUGCAGCCUUGACUUUAGUGUAAUUAGCAUGCAACAAGCCCAGAUACCCCACAGUUUAGUGUGCAAGGUCACAUUUUUGAAUACAAACCAUGUGACAUGGUACUCUGAUGUCCUCGUGAUCUUGAUUUUUUUUUUCUCUACACAGUGUACCUCAACUGUAUCCCAUUGAAUGAGCUAAUCGUAAUGCCGCGGUCACACGAGGUGCAACCUUGUUGAAAAUAUGUGGAUUUAAAACAAGGCUUUUGUUGUAUAGUGCGGAUAAGUCCAGAGGCUCUUCUGCUCCAUCAAGUGCGGUCCGAUGGAAGACCAAAUCACAACACCAGCUGCUCUGAGUGGAUCCACCUUCGGCUUUAGGUCUCAUAAUUAGUUUAAUGAGCCAUUCCUUCAUGUCUUCUCAGCAGUAACUAGCCGGGUAAUGGUAGUUAUUUAGCAAUACUCAGACAGCAAUAACAUCCACCUCCCACUGUUACUUCUUCCUGCGGCGUGAAGGGCCAUAGUCUCCGCUCAGGUGAGGGUGGGAGAGGGGGGGCGGGGGGUGUUGUAGUGAAUGUGCUCAGUGAGCUUAAAAAAAUAGUGUGUUAAGGUAAUCCCUCCUGGGCUGGUCACACGGCUCCGUCCCAGUGACAUCACUGCCUCUUUCCGCUGAAAUUAUUUUUAUUUUCCCUGAACUUAAAACCGGGCUUCAACCCCAAAUGGUGAACUGUAUUAUUUGUGUUUGUUGCCUCGGCCUUUUGUGACAUAUGAUCUUUCUUUUCCUAACUGUCGUAAAAACCUCAAGUCUCAUGUGUGUGUGUGUCCGGACCUCAAUCUGUGUCCUUCGCUGCCAGUCUUCCUGUACAUUCUGAGAGAAGUGGCCUUGUUACGCGUUCGUAGAGCUUGUUUCAAGAGAGGGAGGACUCACGCUCCGGCACUUUAAGCCAAAGUGAAAGGUCCUGCUGUGUGUGUGUGUGUGUGUGUGUGUUCUGUCUCCCUGACAUUCGGUACUACUUCAAAUCGAUCUAUGGUCUGAUCGAGGAAGGCGUCCGCCGAGUUGACCUCUGAAUGAUUCAAUGAGCUAAAUAUAGUCACUUCCAAAUACAACAAGUAGUGCUUCUCCUUGUUCUCGCUUUCUCCCCUCCAGGCGAGCCCCGAGGCAUUUGACGAGCUGCCAGUCUCCUUCUUUCUGGCCUCAGAUCAGAUGCAAAGCGGUAAAAGGAGAGGAAAAGCACCUCUGAGCGUUGGAAGUCAAACUUGUGCACAGUGUCGGACUGAAUCCUGUUUCUUUACCUUUUGAGAAAAGUCUAUUUUGUUAUAUGCAUUGACCGGUUCCAUUUUUUCCCCUCCACUUAAGUGUGGCCUGAAUUCUUUCAACUUAUAAUGUUGGGCCUUUGAGUGAUCAAAUUGACUGACGCCUGUCCCUGUUGACUCAUUGGUUUCUUUACAUAUGGCAUGCUGAAGAGGAGGGGCUUCAGACCCCCUUGCAUGGUGCCACCAAUACAGUCAAACUAUGGGAUGAGUUGGGUCGCACCAUUUCCUCCCGUCGGGCAUCAAUAUGCACCGGUUUAUUGGCGCCGGUGGAGCGCUUGGCUGCACAGGGAUGAGGGGAAUGUUCUUCUCUUGUGCAGUGUUGUGGAGAUUUUCAUGAUCGAGCAUGUGUGAACAAGGGCUUUGUAUCCAAGGAAAGCAAAAGACUGUGAAGUUGGAUGUAAUAUUUCUCUGCGUACACGCACCUGUUCCGUCUAUUGAAUCGUCUGAGUGUGAUAGAACGCUUGAGAAAAUGAAUGGCUGGAGGUUUCUCGCUGAUGGUUGCUAAUCUAGAGCUAUAUUUCACUCAAGGGCCUGGUAAUGUGUGUGAGUCUGUGUGUGUGUCUUGGGGGUUGGAGGCGGGAGGACGCCACAGUAACAGCAUCAUGUGUAGACGUAUGCAUAGUUUUCAAUGUGAAAUGCACUUUAUUUUUUGGAUGAAAAUGGCACAACAAAUUAAUUAUCUGCAAAAUGAGACAUAUAAACGAUAAUCAAUAUGCACUGACUUAACUGAGAUAUUGUAAGAAACAUUUCUGUGAACGUGGUGUCUAUUUUUCCAAGGUGUUAGUUGUACUUUUUAUUGCUUUGGUUAGUUCACUUGAUUGAGAGAUCUUGUUAAUUUUGUAUUAAAAACCAAACAUGUGCUGUGCAUAAAA